CCUCUUCCCCAGCACCCUCCACACGUUCCACAAGCGACACCAGAACCUUCUCGCCAACUCGUCUUCACCAGCCUCGCACAAGCCGAAACUGCCGCAUCUUCGCUUCCCUUCAAGCACUCCUGGACCCCUCGACCCGACUUUUCCAUUCCAACAACCCAAGCAGAACAGGUGUUCUGGAUUGCUGAGCUGCUUGAUGCGAUGGAAGACAUAUCGGCUUGCAAUGAAGACACCAACCAGUCCUCCUUCCGCAAGCGGUGGAUAACUGGGCCGGGAAACGCGGCAUACUAUCACCCUGAAGCGAUGGAAGCAGUAUGUUGGAAGCUCGUGAAUCUCACCAUCUCCCUGCACACCCGCGGCACAUCCUCGCUGCAAAUCUACGACCCCAACGCCCUCGCAUCCACCAAGAUGGACAAAGAACUGACCUUUGAGCAGCGCAUGGAGGCGAUUUGCGGCCUCCUUCGUUUCUCCAAGACACGCUGUGAUAAGUUGAUGAAGGGUGAAUUCUUUGCAAUGACGGUCGCGGCCCCGCGUCAGAAGCUGAAAGAUGGCGUAAUAAACAAAGACGCUAACGCGCGGCGACAGGGGUACAUCAAGAUAGGACGC
Messenger RNA from Macroventuria anomochaeta, 603 nucleotides. RefSeq lists its product as uncharacterized. The annotation marks the transcript as partial. The record is from RefSeq and is a predicted model, not a curated record. The transcript has a single exon. NCBI's taxonomy places the organism in Eukaryota, Fungi, Ascomycota, Dothideomycetes, Pleosporales, Didymellaceae.